CACCAGCGGCUCCUACCACUCUGCAGCUCCUAAUAUAGACCCAACUGGUUUGUAACAAACCAAACAGUCCCCGUCAUUCGAGACCUGCUUUUUUUUUUUUUUUUUUUUUUUUUUUUCAUGGACAAGCAGCAUAAUGGAGCCUCUUUCACAGGUGUCGGGUUCACCAGAGGAGCCGAAGGUGAAGAAACAAGAGGCCGACACCACGGUCUACCUGAACUUCAUGAAAAGUCACACUUGCUACGACGCCAUUCCAAUCAGCUGCAAACUGGUCAUAUUUGAUACAACUUUACAGGUGAAAAAGGCCUUUUUUGCCCUGGUGGCAAAUGGCUUGAGGGCUGCGCCGCUCUGGGACAGCAAGUUGCAGAGAUUUGUGGGUAUGCUGACGAUUACCGAUUUCAUCAACAUACUCCAUUGUUACUACAAGUCACCAAUGGUCCAAAUGUAUGGACUGGAGAGCCAUAAGAUUGAAACAUGGAGAGGUGAUUCCCUUCAAAAUGUGUACUUAAAGUCUCCAACUCAGUUCCUUAUCAGUAUUUCUCCACAGGCCAGCCUCUUCGAUGCCAUCUAUUCCUUACUCAGAUACAAGAUCCACAGACUGCCUGUCAUCGACCCGGAGUCAGGAAACGUUCUCCACAUCCUGACUCACAAGCGAAUCCUCAAGUUCCUGCACAUAUUUGGGAAAAAUUUGCCCAAGCCUGCACUUCUAAAGAGGCCGAUCCAGGAGCUGGGCAUAGGGACGUUCAGGAACAUUGCUACUGUCCACCAGACAUCAUCGCUUUAUGAAGCCCUGUCCAUAUUUGUGGAGCGGCGAGUGUCAGCACUCCCUGUGGUGGAUGGGCAAAGCAAAGUGGUGGCGCUCUACUCAAGAUUUGAUGUCAUCAAUCUGGCAGCCCAGAAGACCUAUAACAACCUGGACAUGACGAUGGAGGAAGCCAUUCACAGACGCACGUGUUGCGUUGAGGGUGUGAUGAAGUGCUAUCCAGAUGAAUCUUUAGAAAUGGUCAUAGAUCGGAUAGUUAAAGCAGAGGUCCACCGGCUGGUUCUGGUGGACAGGUUGGACGUUGUGAAGGGCAUCAUUUCUCUGUCUGACCUCCUGCAGGCUUUGGUCCUUACACCUGCAGGGAUCGAUGCUCUUCUAUCCUAGGAAGAAAUAAAAGAAGUUCCUCUUUUCUGCUUUUCUGCCUUUGCAGGCUCGACGUCUGGCAAUGUGCAAAAGCAGGUAUGCUCUGACAUUGUUCCUCUCCCUUCCACCCUUAGCAACAACCGUCCACCAUCUUAUUUGGUUACCAUAACUAUGGUGUAUAUUUUUAUUCAACCCCCUUCAGAAGUUAUCUAAGACUACGUUUACAUUUCUAAGGUGAAAAACAUGAAAAUGAGUAUGUUUGGGAUGCAUCAGAUAUAGCUUGCAAUGUUGAUUUGUGUCUUUUAGAGAAUGAAUGAAAGGAGAGAAGAUUGCCAAGCUGUGCUGUUUACAGUAAGAUGAUGAGUGUCUCCAAUCCCAUCUCUAAUGAGGCUCCCCACACUGACUGAGUUUGCACAACGUGAUCAAUAUGUUUACUCCCUGUAAUCCUGCGUUUGUAUUAAAUACAUGUGAACAGA
Molecule: messenger RNA, 1599 nt
Organism: Gambusia affinis (western mosquitofish)
Lineage: Eukaryota; Metazoa; Chordata; Actinopteri; Cyprinodontiformes; Poeciliidae
Gene: prkag3a
Product: protein kinase, AMP-activated, gamma 3a non-catalytic subunit
Exons: 12
Coding region: 134-1144 (336 amino acids)
Source: RefSeq, a predicted model, not a curated record